This is a messenger RNA of Corylus avellana, 3975 nucleotides long. RefSeq names its product mediator of RNA polymerase II transcription subunit 33A-like. NCBI's taxonomy places the organism in Eukaryota, Viridiplantae, Streptophyta, Magnoliopsida, Fagales, Betulaceae. Gene Ontology annotation, cellular component: mediator complex. The record is from RefSeq and is a predicted model, not a curated record. Gene Ontology annotation, biological process: regulation of phenylpropanoid metabolic process.
AUGGCUGACUCCGCACAAAGAAAUAUAUGGGACAGAGUGAUAGAACUGACCAAAGAGGCUCAAGAAAAGAGUAGCGACCCUCUUCUCUGGGCAAUGCAGUUGUCUUCAUACUUGAACUCGGCGGAAGUGUGUGUAAGUCUUCCCUCUAUAGAGCUGGCGGAUGUGUUGGUUUCCUAUAUUUGCUGGGACAACAACGUUCCCAUCGUGUGGAAGUUCCUAGACAGGGCCUUGGUGCUCAACAUUGUGCCGCCUAUGCUUGUUCUUGCUUUGCUUUCUUCAAGGGUUAUCCCAAGUCGACUUGUCCAGCCAGCAGCGUAUAGGCUUUUCAUGGAGCUCCUCAAGAGACAUGUUUUUUCUCUUAAAUCCCAAUUAAAUGGGAUGAAUUAUCAAAGGGUUAUGCAAUCAAUAGAUACUGUUCUUCAGCUUUCCCAGAUAUUUGGUAUGCAAACAAGUCAAUCUGGGGCUAUUGUGGUUGAGUUCAUCUUUGCAAUUGUGUGGCAGUUGCUUGAUGCAUCAUUAGAUGAUGAAGGGUUGCUGGCAAAUACCUCAGAAAAGAAGCCUAGAUGGGUAACUAAUCCUCAUGAUAUGGAAAUAGAUAACUAUGGCGAGAAGCAGACUGAACAUCAUGAGAGGAUGCAGAAAUUUAACACUGUGAUGGCAAUUGAACUAAUUGGCCAAUUUCUGCAAAAUAAAGUAACUUCCGGGAUUCUCAACUUGGCGCGCCAAAACAUGUCCACGCAUUGGGAGGGUUUUACCCAGUUAUUACAGCUGCUUGCAACAAACUCAUCAGCAUUGAGAGAUACAAAAGUUAUAACUCCCGAGGCACUUCUGCAGUUUGCUUCUUGUACUCACAUGGUCUCUCGAAAAUGCAAAUUAAAGUCAAUGCAAAAGUUCCAUGACACUGUAGCUAUUGGACCUUUGGCUUCUUCUGCUGCUCUGUGCAAUGUGGCUAGUCAUUCUUCUCUUUGGCUCCCUCUUGAUCUGGUUUUAGAAGAUGCUAUGGAUUCAUCAGAGAUCAAUUCCAGAAGUGCUAUUGAAACUAUCACCUGUUUCAUUAAGGUCCUUCGAGCCAUACAUUGCACCACCUGGCACAACACCUUUUUGCUCCUGUGGAUUGCAGCUCUUCGUCUUGUUCAAAGGGAAAGGAAUCCCACUGAGGCCCCUAGGCCUCGUCUAGAUUCUCGCUUAUCCAUGUUACUGUCUAUCACAACUCUAGUGGUUGCCGAUCUUAUUGAGGACGAGGAAAGUGCAGCACUUGAUGAAACAGAAUAUGGCUCCACCAAUCACUGGGAAGAGAAAAGAGUUCCAGGAAAGUGUCGGAUUGAUUUGGUCUCCAGCUUACAAUUGCUGGGUGAUUACAAGGGCUUGCUGAUUCCACCCCAAUCCACUGCUUCUGCAGCAAACCAGGCUGCUGCAAAAGCGAUGUUCUUUAUUUCAGGCAUCAAUGCUGGAAAUGCCUACUUAGAAUGCGUCAGUGUGAAAGAUAUGCCAACUAAUUGUUCUGGAAACAUGCACCAUCUAAUAGUUGAGGCUUGUAUAGCUAGAAAUCUACUGGACACAUCAGCAUAUUUCUGGCCAGGUUAUGUGAACGGAAAAAUCAAUCAUAUACCUCAUAGUGUGCCUGCUGAGGUGCCUGGUUGGUCAUCAUUAAUGCAGGGGGCUUCGCUUACUCCAGUAAUGAUAAAUGCACUGGUUUCAAGUCCUGCUUCAAGCUUAAUGGAGCUCGAGAAAAUAUUCGAGAUUGCUGUCAAUGGAUCAAAUGAAGAGAAGAUAUCAGUAGCGAUGAUUCUUUGUGGGGCCUCACUAAUUCGGGGUUGGAAUCUACAGGAGCACACUGCUGAUUUUAUUGUUAGAUUACUGUCUCCUCCAGCUCCUGCAGAGUACUCUGGGAGUGAAAGCCAUUUGAUAGCUUAUGCUCCAUUGCUGAAUGGACUUAUUCUCGGAAUAGCAACCUCCGAUAAUCUUGAGAUUUUCUCACUACAUGGCUUGGUUCCAACACUAGCGUGUUCAUUGAUGUCAAUCUGUGAGGUUUUUGGGUCAUGUGUGUCCAGUGUGCUGUGCACUAUUGCAACAGGGGAAAUAAUCUCUGCUCGUAAUGUGUUUUCAAAUGCAUUUAUUGUUCUAUUGAGGCUAUGGAAGUUUGAUCAUCGUCCUCUUGAAAGGCGAGUUGGAGACCCAGCUGCAUUGAGACCAACUCCCGAAUAUCUCCUACUAUGCCAUAAUUCCCACCUGGAAUCUCCUGGAAAUGUCCACCAGGGUCGAAAUAAAAGGAGGCUCUCAGCAGUUGCAAGUUCAUCAAGUGUACACCCCAUAUUUUUUUAUUCAUUUCCAAAACUAAAAGCUUGGUAUCAGCAGCAUCUUGCAUGCGUAGCUUCCCCCCUCUCCAGACUUGAAGAGACCCCUCUUCAUCAGAUUGUUGAUGAGCUUCUUAAAAUUAUGUUUUCAAAUAUUUGCAAAGGAAGUCAGUCUUCUGUGCACUCUGUUACUUCUGGAAGUAGUGAUUUCUCUGGAACUAAAGAUGAAGAUGCCUUACUAAGACUCAAAUUACCCGCAUGGGAUAUACUUGAAGCCGUUCCUUUUGUAGUUGAUGUUGUUUUAACAGCUUGUGAUAAUGGAAAACUUUCACCGCGUGAAGUAGCUACAGGGCUUAAAAAUUUAUCUGAUAUUCUCCUUGCGUCUUUGGCAUCCGUUAUAAGCUACUUCUCUGCUGAAGUAACCAGGGGUAUUUGGAAACCAGUUUGUAUGAAUGGAACGGAUUGGCCCAGCCCUGAUGCAAAUCUAUCUAAGGUUGAAGAAAAGAUGAAGAAAAUCAUAGCUACCACUGGUGUUGACUUCCCAAGCAAUAUUGCUUCAGGUGGAAGCUCUACAGAUACACUUCCACUGCCCCUGGCUGCCUUUGUAAGCCUUACCAUAACCUAUAAAGCCUCUGAACAUUUUCUCAAUUUAGCUGGCCCCGCCUUGGAGUCCCUUGCAGCAGGUUGUCCGUGGCCUUGCAUGCUAAUUGUGGCUUCCCUGUGGACCCAAAAGGCAAAGCGCUGGAGUGACUUCCUUAUCUUUUCUGCAUCUCGAACUGCCUUCCUCCAGAACAAUGAUGCAGUGAUUCAGCUCCUUAAAAGCUGCUUUGCAGCCACACUUGGUCUGAAUGCUAUGCCUAUCUCAAGCAGUGGUGGUGGUGUUGGAGCACUUCUUGGGCAUGGACUUGGAUCCCAUUUGUGUGGUGGGAUUUCUCCUGUUGCCCCGGGUAUUCAUUAUCUACGCGUUUAUCGAUCCAUUAAAGAUAUUGUGUUCAUAACAAAAGAGAUUGUUUCUCUCUUGAUGCAUUCUGUCAGAGAAAUAGCAUCUAGUACUAGUGGGCUAAUUCCUAGAGAGAGAUUAAACAAGAAGUUAAGGAUGAGUAGGAUUGGAAUGGUGAGAUACACACAGCUUUCGCUUGCUGCAGCAAUGACUCGUGUCAAACUCGCAGCCACCCUUGGGGCUUCUUUCGUAUGGUUAUCCGGCGGCUUCAGUCUGGUUCAAUCCUUGAUAAAAGAGACUUUGCCUUCUUGGUUUAUAUCUGAGCACAAGGAAGGUUCUGAUUCUGAAGGGAUGGUUGCAAUGCUUGGGGGGUAUGCCCUUGCCUACUUUGCACUACUUUGUGGAGCUUUUGCUUGGGGUGUUGACUCAACAUCGUCUACAUCAAUAUGGCGUCCAAAAAUCCUUGGAAUCCACAUGGACUUUCUUGCAAGUGCACUUGAUGGGAAAAUAUCACUUGGUUGUGAUUGGUCUACUUGGCGUGCUUAUGUCUCUGGAUUCCUCACCAUAAUGGUGGCUUGCACGCCAAAUUGGGUGCUAGAGGUUGAUGUACAUGUGUUGAAGAGAGUAAGUAACAGGCUGAGACAAUGGAACGAGGAGGAGCUUGCUGUGGCUUUGCUGGGGAUUGGUGGGGUUGGUACCAUGGGUGCGGCUGCCGAGCUCAUAAUUGAAAAUGACGUGUAA